AGAAAUACAAUAUCCAAAGAAACGAAUUGUAAUCUAACCCUAUUUCUUCCUCUUUCUUUCUGAAGCUUUACAUACAGUUUCCCCAAAAAAAAAACUUCACUUCUCCCUCUAGAUCUUCUCUCAUGGCUUCUUGUUUCGCUCCUGUAUCGAUUUCAGGUGGAUCUCAUCUCAAGUCACGUGAGCUUUCAUCAGCAAAGUCCAUUGCAUUUGGGAAAACACCCACUCUGAUAAUUCACAGGAAAUCAAACCAAGUGGAAACUUGCCAGAAAUUUUCAGUGUGUGCACAGUAUCAAGAAGGGAAUCGGGGAGGUGGUGGUGAUUUUGUUGCUGGAUUUCUUCUAGGAGGUGCAGUGUUUGGAACUUUAGCUUAUAUCUUUGCCCCACAGAUCAGAAGAUCACUGCUAAAUGAAGAUGAAUAUGGUUUUCGAAAGGCAAAGAGACCAAUAUAUUAUGAUGAAGGCUUAGAGAAAACUAGACAGACCUUGAAUGCGAAAAUCAGCCAACUUAAUUCUGCUAUUGACAAUGUAUCUUCACGUUUAAGAGGAGGCAAUAAUUCACCCCCUGUGCCGGUGGAAUCGGAUCCUGAAGUAGAGGCUGCAAUGUGAGUUUUUGUGUUGCAUAAUUACACUUUCCUAGUUCUGAAGAUACCAGUUGUACUUGGCUAAUGAACUCCCAAUUAUAAAAAAGAAAAAUGGUAUUUGCCGCAAUGUAUUGAUGAAAUUGUAUUUGACUGGA
Molecule: messenger RNA, 735 nt
Organism: Mangifera indica (mango)
Lineage: Eukaryota; Viridiplantae; Streptophyta; Magnoliopsida; Sapindales; Anacardiaceae
Exons: 5
Coding region: 123-605 (160 amino acids)
Cellular component (GO): chloroplast inner membrane; chloroplast thylakoid membrane
Source: RefSeq, a predicted model, not a curated record